Molecule: messenger RNA, 585 nt
Organism: Symbiodinium pilosum
Lineage: Eukaryota; Dinophyceae; Suessiales; Symbiodiniaceae
Source: the annotation of a GenBank genome assembly
AUGAGCAUUGCAGGCGGAGUGAGCUGGGAACAGGUGUUGGUUCCACUGAAAGCUAUAGCCCUGCCAUGGGUGCUCCUCUUCCUCUUUUACAUGUUCUUUACAUAUUUUGCGGUAUUGAAUGUAAUUACUGGCGUUUUCUGUCAGACAGCCAUCGACAGUGCGCAGAAUGAUCACGCUACCGUGAUCCAUUCCAUUCUAGCGAACAAGCAGGCGCACCUGGAGAAGGUGCGGGACCUGUUCAACAAGCUGGGGGCCGAGAACACAGGUGGCAUCACUUAUCUCAUGUUCGAAGAGAAGAUCACUUCGCCGGAGGUGAAGGAGUAUUUCGAAUCUCUUGGAUUGGACGUGUGGGAUGCUUGGUCUUUUUUCAAAAUGCUGGACCUCGAUGAUAGUGGCGCCGUUGAUAUCGAGGAGUUCUUAAUGGGAUGUCUACGAGUACGAGGCAAUGCCAAAGCCAUUGACAUUGGAAAGAUUAUCCACGACCAGACCUGGCAGAUAAAGGAGCAGGGUAAGUUCCAGACUUAUGUGGAAUCUUGGCGGAGUGGACUUUCGGAUUUUUUGGGAUUCAGGUUCUAUAGAAUCUAG